GCCCAGCCCUUCGGAAAAACCCUAAGAAAAACCCCAAUUUGGAGCCCUUCUGCCGUCGUAGAUCAUUCAGGCAGCCGACGGGGGUUUCUCGGAGCAACUAUGACGAGGAGAAACGCAAUUUUCACUUCCCUCAGAUUGGCAAAUUCCUUCUUUUCGACUCGGUCUCGAUAUCCCCAGGUGACUCGGUUUUCACCUUCUUCUUAUGUUUCUCAUCAGUCCCUCGUCUCCCAUUUCACAAUCAACCAUCCUGUUCUGUUUUUCUCGUCGAACCCCCAAUCGCUUCUCCAGCUUGUUUCGACCAACGAUUGGUCGGAAAUGUUAGAAACUGAAUUAGAGACUUUAAACCCUACGCUCACACACGAAACUGUUGUCUAUGUUUUGAAAAGACUUGACAAACAACCCCAAAAGGCCUCUGAGUUCUUCAACUGGGCUUCUGGGAAGAAUGGGUCUACUCAAAGUUCUUCCAUUUAUAGCAUGUUGCUUAGGAUUUUUGUUCAGAAUGAGUCCAUGAAAUUGUUCUGGAUUACGUUAAGGUUAAUGAAAGAACGAGGGUUUUACCUAGAUGAGGAAACUUAUAAGACCAUUUUAGGGGUUUUGAGAAAGUCGAAGAAGGCUGCAGAUGCCACGGGUUUGACUCAUUUUUACAAUCGAAUGCUUCAACAAAAUGCCAUGGACAGUGUGGUGCAGAAGGUGGUUGAUAUUGUUUUAGGAUCUGAUUGGAGUAAUGAUGUUCCUGGAAAACUUGAGGAGCUUGGUAUUGCGUUAUCAGAUAACUUUGUAAUUAGAGUGUUGAAGGAACUUCGAAAUUCUCCACUGAAAGCCUUGAGUUUUUUUCAUUGGGUUGGUUGUAGGCCGGAUUAUGAUCAUAACACAGUUUCAUACAAUGCAAUUGCUAGGGUUCUUGGACGGGAUGACUCCAUCGAGGCUUUUUGGGGCGUGAUUGAAGAAAUGAAGCAUGCUAAUCAUGAAAUUGACAUCGACACUUACAUAAAGAUCUCCAGGCAGUUUCAGAAGAGCAAGAUGAUGGGUGAGGCUGUCAAGCUUUAUGAGCUUAUGAUGGAUGGGCCAUACAAGCCCUCGUUGCAGGAUUGCAGCGUUCUUUUGCGGACCAUCGCUGCUAGUGACAAUCCAGAUUUGAGCUUGGUUUACAGAGUGGCCAAGAAAUUCGAGGCUACAGGGUACAGUCUCUCCAAAGCUAUGUACGACGGAAUCCAUAGGUCAUUGACAAGCACAGGAAAGUUUGAUGAUGCGGAGAAUAUCGUGAAGUCCAUGAGAAAUGCAGGAUAUGAACCUGAUAAUGUUACAUACAGUCAGCUGGUAUUUGGACUUUGCAAGGCUAGGAGACUUGAGGAAGCCCGUAAAGUGCUGGAUGAGAUGGAAGCACAAGGAUGUAUUCCUGAUAUCAAGACUUGGACUAUUUUAAUUCAAGGACAUUGUAAUGCCAAUGAACUUGACAUUGCUUUAGUUUGUUUUGCAAAGAUGAUAGAGAAGAACUGUGAUCCAGAUGCUGAUCUUUUGGAUGUGUUGAUUAGUGGUUUCCUUAACCAGAAAAAGUUAAAUGGUGCAUAUCAGUUGCUGAUUGAGUUGACAAAUAAGGCUCAUGUAAGACCAUGGCAGGCAACAUAUAAACAGUUAAUUAAAAAUCUUUUGGAAGUUAGGAAACUUGAGGAAGCCAUUGCCCUCCUUCGUUUAAUGAAGAAACAAAAUUACCCACCUUUUCCAGAACCCUUUGUUCAAUAUAUCUCCAAGUUUGGUACUGUGCAGGAUGCUGAUGAUUUUCUGAAGGUUCUUAGUUCAAAAGAAUAUCCUUCCGUGUCUGCUUAUCUUCAUAUUUUUAAUUCAUUUUUUAAUGAAGGCAGAUAUUCUGAGGCCAAAGAUCUGCUCUUCAAAUGCCCACAUCACAUUCGAAAGCAUAACGAAGUUUGUAAGCUCUUUGGAUCUGCAGAAAGCAAUACCACUGCUGCUACUCAAUCUUCCUCCAAUCCGAUUGAAACUUAAUCAUCACAUAGAACAAAUAUCAACUACACAUCAGGUGCAGUUUCUUGUGACUGUGUUCCUACUUGUUUCUAGUCACGAGAUUUGGUUCAGCCGUCAAGGAUUAAAUCAACAACAGACUGUUGAAGUAUAGCUUUUCAAUUUGCAAAAAACCAGUUGGCCAGUCGUUCUGACAGAAAAGAGGUGCUUCAUGCUGUGGUCUUUACGCUUGUGAUUCUUUGGAGCAGUUUGAUUCAUUGGUUCAUUUACUCAUCAUAACUUAUUUGCUUGCUAAUAUAUGUACCACAAUGACAAAAUGCAAGUCUCUGGGUUUAGAAAUGAGAGCAAUAAAAGACUUGCCCUUCUUCCAUUUUCUUUUAGAGCCA
This is a messenger RNA of Cucumis sativus (cucumber), 2360 nucleotides long. Its product is annotated as pentatricopeptide repeat-containing protein At3g48250, chloroplastic. The record is from RefSeq and is a predicted model, not a curated record. The transcript has a single exon. Bases 100 to 1998 code for a protein of 632 amino acids. Gene Ontology annotation, molecular function: protein binding. Gene Ontology annotation, biological process: RNA splicing. NCBI's taxonomy places the organism in Eukaryota, Viridiplantae, Streptophyta, Magnoliopsida, Cucurbitales, Cucurbitaceae.